UGCGUCAUGUUGUGUAAACACGUCGACGCAAAGAUGGAAAUCAUUUUGGAUCUUUAUAAAACGCUCUCAUUUUUUCUCUACUUUUAUUUUCGAUAGUAAAAAAUAGGAUAAUACGAUUUCUUAAAGCAGACUGUUGAUACCGUUCUAGUGUAUUUACGUCGUGUGUGUGUGUAUGUCGAUUACAAUGCGGUGCGUUUUCUUCACCGUAAGCAACAUACAAGGUGUGGCAAUGGCGACAUGUCUUUCCAAGCAUGUAUGUUUAUGUUCUAUAGCGAAACACGCUUGCAUAAGUUUGCGAUGCAGAACUGAAGAAACAUUGAUAAUCACAGAUUUACCAGAAAGAGGACCGAACAAUAGCGUUACUUAUCGGCCCUUUUGUCCUAUGAGCUGAACAGAAGACCCAUCAUACAGGUAUGUGUGUGUUUGGUGUUGAUCCAGAUGAAGUGAAGUCAAUGUCGGUGUUGGAGGGAGAUUCUGUCACUCUUCACACUGAUCUUACUGACAUACAGAGAGACGAUCAGAUACUGUGGCUGUUUGGACCUCAAGAGUCUCGUAUAGCUGAAAUAUAUAAACAGAAACCCAAGACAGAAACUGGAAGGCAUGGAGACAGACUGAAGCUGAACAAGGAGACUGGAUCUCUCACCAUCACAAAGACCAAAAUCACAGACUCUGGACUUUAUCAACUUCAGAUCAUCAACAGCAGUGGAACUUUAUACAAGAUAUUCAAUGUUUCUGUCUAUGGUGUGUUUGGUGUUGAUCCAGAUGAAGUGAAGUCAAUGUCAGUGAUGGAGGGAGAUUCUGUCACUCUACACACUCAUCUUACUCGCAUACAGAGAGACGAUCAGAUACUGUGGCUGUUUGGACCUCAGGAGUCUGGUAUAGCUGAAAUCUACAAACAGAAACCCAAGACAGAAACUGGAAGGCAUGGAGACAGACUGAAGCUGAACAUGGAGACUGGAUCUCUCAUCAUCACAAACUUCACAAUAACAGACUCUGGACUUUAUCAACUUCAGAUCAUCAACAGCAGUGGAACUUUUUUCAAGAUAUUCAAUGUUACCGUCAAUGAUGCGACUGCCAGCAACCGUUCACAUGUCUGUGCCAUCAUAGUAGCAGUAGUGGUGGGGGUGUUGAUGGUUUUCAUCAUGAUUGUUGUAGCAGUCAAACACUGUUGGACCACUAGACAAUCUAGACAGAGAUCCCAUGAAGAGAGGGGAUAUGCAUCAAUUACUUGAACAACGAUUUGAGAAGAAGUUUCUGUAACUCUAGCAGCUGCCAAUGGAGUCCAGCACCCUCCAUGUUAGGAUGAAGAGAUGUGUCUUUCAAGCAGGACCUGCAAACUUCAUCUAGAUGCUGACUUUAACUCUAGUUUAGACUGUUUUUUACGAAUGUUAUUGUGUCACAUCUGUCACCUGAAAUGGCACUUAACAAUUUGCCACUUUUUGAUGUCCGUGUGUUUGUUGAGUCACUCAAGGCCUAAGAUAUGAAAUACUUAACUCAAAAGUGAAUGGCUUGCAUUACUUUGAUAAGCCAGCGGUGUGGGGGGUCUCUAUAUCAAAUGAAGUUUAUAUAUUCUUACCUGUUAUGUAUGUGUAGCAUAGGUGUAGAAAAAGCUGAUAAUGUUUUGUGGCCUUUCUAGGUGCAGAAAAAUGUUUAUUAUGAGGCCGAGAUGACCACCAAGUGGUUGCUAAACACUGAGACAAUAUAUUAUGAUUGGUCACAGGCAGGAGUGUAGCACUGAAUCUCAGGGCCUGUGCAAAAGCAUUUUGUGCUGCCCCGCCAUGCGGUUUUGAAGUAAAUUGUUAUAUUUAUUAAUAAUACAGCACUAUAUCUCAUUUCUGUACAAAUUGUGAUGAACUUUAAUAUGAAUAAAUAACUUUAGUAUCCCUUU
Messenger RNA from Triplophysa dalaica, 1888 nucleotides. RefSeq lists its product as uncharacterized. The record is from RefSeq and is a predicted model, not a curated record. Bases 414 to 1232 code for a protein of 272 amino acids. Lineage: Eukaryota; Metazoa; Chordata; Actinopteri; Cypriniformes; Nemacheilidae. The transcript is spliced from 6 exons.